AUGGUGGGGAAAGCCAAGCGCCCGCGGCUCCAUCGCGCUGCCCCUCGGCCCUGGCCUGCCCGGGACCCGCCGCCGCCCGAGCCUGGCCUCAGCCCAUGCGCGGGCGGCUGGAACGCGCCGGCCGGAAAGGGAUGGGACUUCUCAUCUUCCAAUAUCUUUUCUGGGCUGAAGAUUGAUCCUGAUACACUAGUAAAGAAGCUCGACUUGGACUCCAGAAGCAUCUUUUCCUCCAGAACAGGUCUAGAAGAAAAACCAAUUCUGUCCAAAAAAGAAAAAAUGAAGCUGAGAAAAGAAAGAUGGCUACUAAAAAUAGAAAAUGUGAAGCUAGCCAAGCAGAAGCAAAAAGCUGAAGCAAAGCGAAAAGCAACACCUGUAGUGGGAGACAUGCAGCCACUGAUGGAAGCCCUUCCUGAGCUCUCUGACCUAACCACAGGUGGCAGAAGUGGGAAGCCACCCAAGAGCCAUGUAAAAGCAAAGGCAGAAGCAGCAGACUUCUGUCUGAUGAAACAAGCUCAGAAACACCAGCUCUUGGAGGAAGAAGUGACUCGGUUUCAUGAGGUCAUCACCAAUCCUACUUACAGAGCCAACCCCCUCAUGGCCAUCAGCGAGCAUCUCUCCAAGAGGCUGAGGCAGGAGGAAGAAGGUAACCCUCUUUAAGGUGUGAGCUGAGACCAAACGUGCACACUGGAGCUGGCAUGAGGGCUCCAGGCUGCAAAGGAGCACAGCAUUAACAUGACCUGUCAGCCAUUUUGGCCCUUGGAAGCAGUUCAGCAGAUUAUUAAACCCAACAGUCCUGUUUUCUCUCUGCAGGAAUAAUGCAAUUUUCUUCUGACAGUGGCAGCUGCUCCUUGGCAAGCAGCCUGCAGAGAGUGUUCUGCAGGAUCUUUGUGCAGACAUUAAGCUCUCUGUGAAGUGCCUUGACACUUCUUCCUCUUUUUGUGAGCAGGCACAAUUUAGGAAAAUUUAAAAAUUGUGCCAGUUGCAGUGUAUCUGUUUUCUGUCAUUUCCCUCCCUUUUCUGACAACUCUGAGAAGAGAUUCACUACUGCUCUGUUGAGGUGGUUCAAGACCCCCAAGCACUGGAGACCAGAGGCUGUUGUAUAUCUAUUCAGAUACAUUGUUUUAUGUCAGAAAUUUAGCUUUGUA
Messenger RNA from Indicator indicator, 1145 nucleotides. It is a transcript of the gene SLX9, whose product is annotated as SLX9 ribosome biogenesis factor. The transcript has 6 exons. The record is from RefSeq and is a predicted model, not a curated record. Gene Ontology annotation, biological process: maturation of SSU-rRNA from tricistronic rRNA transcript (SSU-rRNA, 5.8S rRNA, LSU-rRNA). Bases 1 to 657 code for a protein of 218 amino acids. Gene Ontology annotation, cellular component: 90S preribosome; nucleolus; preribosome, small subunit precursor. Lineage: Eukaryota; Metazoa; Chordata; Aves; Piciformes; Indicatoridae.